Messenger RNA from Ipomoea nil (Japanese morning glory), 544 nucleotides. RefSeq lists its product as uncharacterized. NCBI's taxonomy places the organism in Eukaryota, Viridiplantae, Streptophyta, Magnoliopsida, Solanales, Convolvulaceae. The record is from RefSeq and is a predicted model, not a curated record. The transcript is spliced from 3 exons. Bases 218 to 535 code for a protein of 105 amino acids.
UAGGCGUGGAGGAGUUUUAAUUGGAGUUGCUCAAUUUACCCAUACCACAGGAUCAACACCUCACGUAAAAGUUGCAGCUCAACUUGAAGGACAAUUGGGUCAUUGUCCAUCGUAUUAUGAACUGUUCAAGCAUACACAUACCAAACAACAUGAUGGGCAAACAUUCAUAGCUGAAAAAGCCAAACAAAUUCAUGAACAAGUUGAAUCGCAAUGGGAGAUGUUGGCAGAAAAUGGGGAGCAGGUGGAUGACAAUCAAUUAUACUAUGACGCGGUUGGUGGACACGAUAAGAAAAGAAGAGGUUAUGGACUUGGUUCAUAUGGUUGUUCUGUUGUUCAUGGUCCAACUAGUGAUAACACUUCUGGCAAUAUGACACCAACAUCGCGACCACCCGACAAUGCUACUUCUACUUCUGCAAAUGUACAACAUGAAAUUCAGAGUUUGAAGGAAACUAUUCUCCUUAUGCAACAACGACUUGAUGCUAUUGAUGGCGAGAGAGUGGGUACUUCAUCAUCACCUCCAUCUCAAAUCAAUUGAUUUUAAUGG